AUGCGCAAGUUUGUGUUGUUAGGCGCGCUCUUUGGCCGAGCGUUGGCGACGUGCUAUUACCCCAACGGUAUCAACGCAGCAAAAGACUACAAGUAUGAACCAUGCGGCAACUCUACCACGACAUACUCUACAUGCUGCUACUUUGGCGAGGGCGAUAAAUGUUUGGCAAACGGCUUGUGCAACCAGCCAGGAAAAUACGACUACCGCGCUGCUUGUCAGAACAAAGACUGGUCGAAUUGCCCAGAAGUUUGCAUGGAUACGGACUCUGGUACUUGGUUCCCACUGCAGACAUGCGGCAAGAACAAAUACUGCUGCCCUCCAGCAGACGGAAGUGAUUGCUGCGACAGCGGCGCCCAGAUCUAUACCCUCGAAGCCCCCGAUCCUUCAUCCAGCACCAAGACGAGCGAUGCGACGAGUACUUUCCAAAGCGUGAUUCGCACGACAAUUAUACAAACUCCAACCUCAACAGCAAAUCGCGGGGAUAGCUCAGCCAAGAAGUCAUCGACUCCUGCUAUUGUUGGGGGUACAGUCGGUGGUGUUUCCUUUAUUGGGUUCUUGUUUCUUGGGGUUUUCUGCGUCUACAAGCGCCGCGAUCGUCCAUCUACUCCGCAUGCGACCACAGUGACUCCUGAGAAGAAAGAUGAUUCAAGUGGCAAAGACAACGCCACAGUCCAGGUCUUGCCUCAGAUUGGUGUUGCAGAAGCUGAGGGUACAGAGGGCAAUAGGUACACCGAGGUUGACUCGCGGGCUGUCAAUGGUACCCGUCCUCCACUUGCGUACCCUGAGGACGAUGGGAUGCCACAACCUGCUGAUGUCAGACUUCCUCAGCAACCAUACCCAGAGAACGACAGCAUGCCGCGAGCUGGGAUGGCAAGUGGGCAUGGUCUUCGGGGACAGGCUAUGAGAAGAGCAGGAAAUGCUUCAACUGAAGCGGAUUCUAACCCAAUAUUGCAUGCUGACUCGAAUCCUAUUCUGCAUGCCGAUUCAAACCCUGUUUUCCAUGCGGAUUCAAAUCCCAUCCUACAGGCUGAUUCCAACCCUAUCAAUGAAGCGCCUGAUGAUGCCUGGGUCAGGCCCCGUAUUGCGACCGUUCCGAAAGGCGCGCCGCAUGAACUUCCAUAG
This is a messenger RNA of Fusarium redolens, 1122 nucleotides long. RefSeq lists its product as uncharacterized. Bases 1 to 1122 code for a protein of 373 amino acids. Lineage: Eukaryota; Fungi; Ascomycota; Sordariomycetes; Hypocreales; Nectriaceae. The record is from RefSeq and is a predicted model, not a curated record. The transcript has 2 exons.